AUGAAGGAGAUUCCCCACUACUCUAAGUUCCUAAAAGACCUAUUGAAUUGGAAGAGAGAAGUUGAAACCGUAAACUUGACAGCAAAUUGUAGUGUCAUUCUCUCUAGCAAGAUCCCAACAAAAUUGCAAUAUCCUGGUAGUUUUUCCAUUCCUUGUUCCAUUAAUGAGAUUCACUUAGGAAAGGCGUUGUGCGAUCUAGGUGCUAGUGUAAUUCAUAUGCCCUUCUCGGUCUACCAAAAGCUCAAUGUAGGAAGUCUUUCACCUACCAACAUCACCCUCCAACUAGCAGAUAGGUCCACUAAAUUGCCCAUACGGAAAGUUGAGGAAAUACCCCUUAGAGUUGGUAAGUUCACAUUUCCGGUGGACUUUUAUGUUCAAGAGAUGGAUGAGGAUGAGAGGAUUCCUAUAAUUUUGUGUAGACCAUUUCUAGCUACCUCUAAAGCAAUCAUUAAUGUUAAAGAAGGUAAAAUGACUUUGAAGGUUGAUAAUGACUCUAUUGAAUUUGAUUUGAACAAUGUCAUGAAACAACCUUCCGCAAGUAAUGAAUGA
This is a messenger RNA of Chenopodium quinoa (quinoa), 549 nucleotides long. RefSeq lists its product as uncharacterized. The record is from RefSeq and is a predicted model, not a curated record. The coding region runs from base 1 to 549 and encodes 182 amino acids. NCBI's taxonomy places the organism in Eukaryota, Viridiplantae, Streptophyta, Magnoliopsida, Caryophyllales, Amaranthaceae. The transcript has a single exon.